CAUCCAGAUCUUCAAGGCAUUGCUGUCCAGACUUCUUAAUGCAGUUGCUUGUUGAAAGAAGGCUUUUCUGUUUCCAAGAGGCUAGCAGGCACCAGGAAGGAAGCCCUUUAACCCCAACCCUUCAUCUUCUCUCACCCUGGGGAGGUGGAGGAGCCAACAUAGGGCCAGGUUAGAGAGCCCUAACCCUGGUCUCUCAAGGCUAAAAGGAGACACCAAUGUUACCUCAUAUACCCUCCCUCCAUCCUAGACCUGGAGUCUCUGUAGGGCCUGUGAGAAGUGGCCUUCCAGCCUCCCGCAAUGCUCCCAGUGGCCAGCUGCUCAUUACCUUAGAGGAGCCCUUUCUGUUACUGGACUGAAAUCUGUCAGAAGUCCCAGGACUAGAGCCCAGCCCUCUGUCUCUCCUCUCUCAGGACAUAAGCAGCCCGCAGCCUAUGCAGAAACCAGGGCUCCUCGACUCAGCCGGGGACAGGAGGUGUGGGGCAGAUGGGUGGGUUGGGAGGGGCUCAGAAGAUCAGCCAGCCUGCCAGCCUUUAUGAAGUAAGAUGUUAGCACCAAUUCCUGUGAAUUCCCAGAGCCUUGGACAUGCCUUACCUCCAAAGAGAGUACAGAUGCACAUUCCAAAACCAAGGUGAAUUUAUUCCCUGAUGUUUAAAUUAUUUGUGACUUGGCCUAGUGGCUUGUGACACUGGUUUGAGAUGUGGGGAAGGAAAUACCUAUCAGCCUCCCUGAAAUCUGAACCAGCUGGAGCUGGGCAGAUGCAACCGAUCCCAAGGUCACAGCCCUGCUCAAGGCAAAGGGAAUAAGAACUUGGCCAGAGCCUCUAGGGGUACCUGGCAUUUCACUGUUGGCCAGUGGGCCAAGCAUUCCCUAAUCCCAGCCCACUGCCCACCCCACCACAUAGGGAUCUUUGAAACCCCUGGGUCUGUGAGUUCUCCAGGGCAGCAAACCCCCACCCCCUUCUCCUGGCCACCCUCCCCCAUCCUGGGACAGGCUCUGCAGGGCUGACUCAGGGUCCUGCAGAGUUAGUCACAUUCACUUAUAGCUGCAGAGUCAGAGGCCAGGGAUGGGGAUCGGGUCUCCAAGGCCCGCCCCCUACCGGGCAGGACAUUUGUCAUCUGGCAAAGGGCAUAGGCACCCAAGCGGGGCAGGAUCUGGAGGCUCCCCAGGCCCUCUGUGGCCUCUCCUCAACAAGGACAGCCAGUGGUAAGAUGUGGCCACAUUCCUGUGCCCCCGGCCCCAGGGAAGGGGGAGAAGGUAUGUGCGGCUGAGGACCCUAAAUAAAUUCCAUGUGUAUUUAUUUUUCAGUUGUGAGCUAUAUCAUACAUGCUGAAGAGUGCAUAAAAUGUAUUUAUUUAAUUGAAAGAAUGCCUUUAUAGUGAAAGCCUGUGUAACCACUACGCAGGACAGGAAUCAAGACCUCAUUAGUGGCCCUGAGCUCCAAUCACAUACAUCCCCGUCGCUGCCCCCAGGGGCCAGCACUCUCCUGACUCUCCCUGUCUUCUUUUGUAGAGAUGCCCCUUGAAGAAGAGAGGUGGUGCCGCCUGUGUGUGAAUUGAACACGAGUGGGAAUCACACCACUCUGUGUGUCCAGCUCCUUUUGCUCCCCAUUAUGUCUGUUAGGUCACCCGUGUAGCUGAAGUUUUUAUUCUAGUUUUGGUUUCUAGGUGCAGAGACACUGCACAGUUAAUUAUGGAUCCCCUUGCUGAGGGAGGGCUGCUUUCUCCAGAUUUGGCGACUGCAGACAACACUGCCGUCAGCAUUGGCAUGUGUGUCUCCUGGGGUGCAGGUGUGAGGGUUUCUGGGGUGGGCCAUAGAGUUUGAACAUUUUCAACUUGACCAGAUGCUCACCCACUUUUGUCCAAAGAGAAUGCUCCCAUCUACACUCCCACCAGCAAUGGGUGUUCUUGUUCCUCCCCCUCCUCCCUAACACAUGUUAUUUUCAGGGUUAUUAAAUCAUCACCAAUCUUAACGUUUUAUUGGAUGAAUGACUCAAGGACUAGCAAUUUGGUCCUGCCUGCCUCAUUUUCCCUAUGGCAUGUACGUGUCCAUGCCAUGCCCUGCUUUGAAGCGUCUAGACGUCUCAGAGUGCUGUCCUUCUCCAAGUUCUCUUCCAAAUCUUCCUUAUGACUUUAUUCCACCCUCAAGGGCUAGGUGGGGGACUCUCAUGGUGCUGUCUUUAGCAGAUAGGGAGACCAAGGGCCAGGCCAGGGGUUGGGGAGGCUGGGUGACCAGGGGACUUAGUUUCCCUUCCUGGGGUCCCAUUGCCCUAAGAUCCUCCUCCAAUCAUCCCCGCCUCAGGCAUCCCAAUGCCCUCCUUUUCUUGGCCCUCAACCUCACACAGCACAAGUGAAGCUCCUCGGGAACGUGAGGACCAGGGAAUUGUGGGAAUUCCCUGGCAACAAAGCGGGGAGUGCUCUCUGGGGAAGCCUGUUUCAGGCUGUCUGGACCCCAGCACCCAAGCUGAGAAGCCUUGAGCACAAGGGCCCCACAGAAGCCAAACAUGCAGAGUCUGAUCUGGGUUUAUUCUCCAGAUGAAAGCUCUUGUUCCCAAAUGCCCUGACCCCUGGCACAGGCUCCCGGCAAGUCCCAUCUCACCCAUCUGUACCCUCCUCCCAUCUGGGCACCAGAACCCCAGCUACUGAGAUCCAAUCAGGGUGAUGGACAAGGUCCCGUGCUCCUCAAGGGACCCUUACAGUUCCUCCCCCAGAGCUAUUCCUGGCUUAGGCUCCUCCCACGCUCUGGUCCCCCUGCCUGACCUGACCCCACAGCUGGGAAUCAUUUGCUUGGGGGUGGGGCAGCCCCCCUGACUAUAUAUGCCUGGACCUAGGUGUCCCAGGCACCCUGGAAGCACAGACCCUCCACUGCUAAUCCCUGCACACUCCAGCCUGACCCCUCAGCCAACCCCAGCAAUGACAGGAAAAGCCACCUUGGAGGCCCCCGACUGUGGUCCAGAGGAGACUGCCUCUGAAUCUGCAAAUGUGCCCGCCACAGAGCCCUCUGGAGAAGUGACAGCUCCGAAGUCUACGGGGGAAGAGCAGACUCCCAAGCCACAGGAACCUGCCCCUCAUGCACCUGCCCCCGAUGCCCCCGCAGCCAGUAAACCUGCACCUCCGAGUGAAGAUGUCCCCAGUGCCCCGCUGCUGCUGGCCGUGGAGGACGUGGGUGAUAGCUCGGUGACUGUGAGCUGGGAGCCCCCGGAGUGGCUAGGGAAGCUGGGUUUCCAGGGCUACGUGCUGGAACUCCGCCGAGAGGGAGCCUUGGAGUGGGUGCCUGUGAACACCCGGCCCAUGAUGGUGACCCAGCAGACCGUGCGGAACCUGGCUCUGGGUGACAAGUUCUUCGUGCGUGUGACUGCGGUGAGCUCUGCAGGGGCUGGCCCACCGGCUGUGCUGGAUCAGCCUGUCCACAUCCAAGAGACCAUUGAGGCCCCCAAGAUCCGUGUUCCCCGCCACCUUCGUCAGACCUAUAUCCGUCAGGUGGGAGAAGCAAUUAACCUGCAAAUCCCCUUCCAGGGGAAUCCCACGCCUCGGGUCUCAUGGACCCAUAAUGGCCACGCCCUGGACAGCCAGCGGGUGAACGUGCGCACUGGGGACCAGGACUCCAUCCUCUUCAUCCGCUCAGCCCAGCGCUCGGACUCAGGCUGCUAUGAGCUCACCGUCCAGCUGGAAGGCCUGGAGGCCAAGGCAGCCAUUGACAUCCUGGUGAUUGAGAAACCCGGAUCCCCCAGCAGCAUCAGGCUACUGGACGUCUGGGGCUGCAAUGCUGCCCUUGAGUGGACACCACCCCAGGACACAGGCAACACAGAGCUUCUGGGCUACACAGUGCAGAAGGCAGACAAAAAGACAGGGCAAUGGUUCACGGUGCUGGAGCGCUACCACCCGACCACCUGCACCAUCACUGACCUCAUCGUGGGCAACUCUUACUCCUUCCGGGUCUUCUCGGAAAACCUGUGUGGACUCAGUGACUCGGCCGCUGUCACCAAAGAGCUCGCCCAUAUCCAGAAGACAGAUAUUGUUGCCAAACCUAAAAGCUUUGUUGAGCGAGACUUCUCAGAAGCCCCUUCAUUCACCCAACCCCUGGCUGACCACACCUCUACCCCUGGCUACAGCACUCAGCUCUUCUGCAGUGUCCGAGCAUCACCCAAGCCCAAGAUCAUCUGGAUGAAAAACAAGAUGAACAUCCAGGGUGACCCCAAAUACCGGGCCAUCUCUGAGCAAGGUGUCUGUACCCUGGAGAUCCGGAAACCCAGCCCCUUCGAUUCCGGGGUCUAUACCUGCAAGGCCAUCAAUGUGCUGGGGGAGGCAUCUGUGGACUGCCGGCUGGAGGUCAAAGCCUCAGCCACACACUGAAGAGCCCCUGGAGGAGGCCGUGAUGAGGAGAAAGGUGCUGCAGGCCUGAGGGGUCAGGGCAGCCGGGCCCAGAAUCAAGCUCCACGGAUGCCCCAGAUUCCCGUUUCCACAGUGACAGCUGAUGGCUUUGCUCCUUGGUACCUGCCAGCCCCCUUCCUCCCCCAAGAGUGGGCCUAGCAGGUCUCAGGCCAGGCUUCCUGGACACAAGGGGCCCCAGAAGGUGCUAAGAUUGGAGCACUGCUGCAGAGAGUAGUGCGCUGGGCGUGAAGCACUUGAAUAAAGGUGUGUGGUGUUACAGUG
Phacochoerus africanus (Common warthog) is the source of this 4649-nucleotide messenger RNA. It is a transcript of the gene MYBPH, whose product is annotated as myosin binding protein H. Lineage: Eukaryota; Metazoa; Chordata; Mammalia; Artiodactyla; Suidae. The record is from RefSeq and is a predicted model, not a curated record. Bases 2814 to 4349 code for a protein of 511 amino acids. The transcript is spliced from 11 exons. Gene Ontology annotation, molecular function: protein binding.